GCAAUUGGCUACAGUAACUAAAAUUGCGCGGUUUAAAAUAAGAUUCAAAAAUUGAUUUUACAAAUUUUUCUGACAUUUAACAAAUUUUAAUAUGAGUAAAAUUCUUCAAAGUUUUGAUGGUGUUCAAGGAAACGACGUUUAUAUAUCAUUCUUAGUAGUAGGUAAAUCAGCAUUAUGUAAACUUUUAUCGGAUGGACUUCACGUGAAUGCAAAAGAAAAUAACUGGCACAUAGAAGUACACAAAUGUGAAUCCAUAUCAGAAGUAUUAGAGAACAACAUUUCUAUACAAAUUGAUUUCAUCAUUUUUGCAUAUGAUUCAUUAAUGUCUGCAUCGAUAGACUGGAUUGAGACAAAUAUAGGUCUAAUAGAUGAACAUUUUGUAAUAUCUGGUGCUUGCUGUUUAGUGCAUGAUAACAGUACAUUAGAUGUAAUGGGUUUUGUAUUUCAUAAUUUAAAAGAAAUACGCAAGAAAUAUAACAUACGAUUUUUAUCUACCAAGAUUUCUGAUCCUAAACAAUUUAAUGACUUAAUAAACAGAAUAUUAACUUUAGCAUCGACAAUAUUAGGAUUAGAAAAUGAAAUACCUACAAUAAUAAAUACACCAUGAAAUGAUUAUAUCAAAUAUUGCAUA
This is a messenger RNA of Polistes dominula (European paper wasp), 631 nucleotides long. RefSeq lists its product as uncharacterized. Lineage: Eukaryota; Metazoa; Arthropoda; Insecta; Hymenoptera; Vespidae. The record is from RefSeq and is a predicted model, not a curated record.